UUUAGUGCCAGCUCAGCCAGAGUCCCAGGGGUCUGCCGCUCUGGCUUCAGCAGCGUCUCCGUGUCCCGCUCCAGGGGCAGUGGUGGCUUCGGUGGAGUGUGUGGAGGAGCCAGCUUUGGCAGCAGGAGCCUCUAUGGCCUGGGUGGCUCCAAGAGGAUCUCCAUCGGAGGGGGCAGCUGUGCCAUCAGUGGCGGAUAUGGGGGCAGAGUUGGAGGUGGCUUUGGCUAUGGAGGUGGAGCCGCAAGUGGAUUUGGUUUUGGUGGUGCAGCUGGGGGUGGCUUUGGGCUCGGUGGUGGACCCGGCUUUGCUGGUGGCUAUGGGGGCUCUGGCUUCCCUGUGUGCCCCCCUGGAGGCAUCCAAGAGGUCACCGUCAACCAGAAUCUCCUCACUCCUCUGAACCUGCAAAUCGACCCCACCAUCCAGCGGGUGAGGACUGAGGAGCGGGAGCAGAUCAAGACCCUCAACAACAAGUUCGCCUCCUUCAUCGACAAGGUGCGGUUCCUGGAGCAACAGAACAAGGUCCUGGACACCAAGUGGACUCUGCUCCAGGAGCAGGGCACCAAGACCGUAAGGCAGAACCUGGAGCCCUUGUUUGAGCAGUACAUCAACAACCUCAGGAGACAGCUGGACAGCAUCCUGGGGGAGAGAGGCCGCCUGGACUCAGAGCUGAGGAACAUGCAGGAUACAGUGGAGGACUUCAAGAACAAAUAUGAAGAUGAAAUCAACAAGCGCACAGCAGCAGAGAAUGAAUUUGUGACUCUGAAGAAGGAUGUGGAUGCUGCCUACAUGAAUAAGGUUGAACUGCAAGCCAAGGUAGACACUCUCACAGAUGAGAUCAACUUCACCAGAGCCUUGUAUGACGCAGAACUCGCUCAGAUGCAAACCCACGUCUCUGACACUUCUGUGGUCCUGUCCAUGGACAACAACCGUAACCUGGACCUGGACAGCAUCAUCGCUGAAGUCAAAGCCCAGUAUGAGGAGAUCGCUCAAAGGAGCCGGGCUGAGGCUGAGUCCUGGUACCAGAGCAAGUAUGAGGAGCUGCAAAUCACAGCAGGCAGACACGGGGAUGACCUGCGCAACACCAAGCAGGAGAUUUCUGAGAUCAACCGCAUGAUCCAGAGGCUGAGAUCCGAGAUCGACCAUGUCAAGAAGCAGUGUGCCAACCUGCAGUCCGCCAUCGCUGAUGCUGAGCAGCGCGGGGAGAUGGCCCUCAAGGAUGCCAAGAACAAGCUGGCUGAGCUGGAGGACGCCCUGCAGAAGGCCAAGCAGGACAUGGCCCGGCUGCUGAAGGAGUACCAGGAGCUGAUGAAUGUCAAACUGGCCCUGGAUGUGGAGAUCGCCACCUACAGGAAGCUGCUGGAGGGCGAGGAGUGCAGGCUGAGUGGGGAAGGCGUUGGACAAGUCAACAUCUCUGUGGUGCAGUCCACCAUGUCUGGCGGCUAUGGCAGCGCCAGCGCUAUGGGCGGUGGCUCAGGCCUGGGCGGAGGCAGCGGCUACUCCUACGGCAGCGGCCACAGCCUUGGAGCCGGCUUCAGUUCCGGCAGUGGCAGAGGCAUGGGGGGUGGCUUCAGCUCCUCUGGGGGCAGCAGCUCCACCAUCAAAUACACCACCACCUCAUCCUCCAGCAGGAAGAGCUACCAGCACUAA
Neomonachus schauinslandi (Hawaiian monk seal) is the source of this 1647-nucleotide messenger RNA. RefSeq names its product keratin, type II cytoskeletal 6A. The transcript is spliced from 9 exons. Gene Ontology annotation, biological process: intermediate filament organization; keratinization. Gene Ontology annotation, cellular component: keratin filament. The record is from RefSeq and is a predicted model, not a curated record. Gene Ontology annotation, molecular function: structural constituent of skin epidermis. The annotation marks the transcript as partial. NCBI's taxonomy places the organism in Eukaryota, Metazoa, Chordata, Mammalia, Carnivora, Phocidae.